GCAGUCAGUGCCCUCAUGAGCUCGACCAUGCUCAGAGAGCAGCAGUACUUGCAUGCAGCUGGCCACCGCCUCGCAUUGCACUGCGCUUCAGCUCGCCGCAGGGAUUAUGUAGACCUGCGCACACUAAUGGCACUAUGAUGGCUACUCGCCGCAUGCAUGCGCUAACAUAACACUAUUCAUACCGACAACUAUGAAUCAUGCAUCUGACGCUUCUCUUCAUUUUUCUCGUGAGCAUCCUCGUUUCCGGGUCGUCUGUAACGACAACGCCGCGAGAGGAGAAUGAGUCUGUUAGGGAUGCUGUUUCAGUGCGGGUGGAGCAGGAUGCCACUGCACCACCUUCCAAACACAAUGGGAGCGCUCAGGAGGCCGAACACACCAUCACAUACCCCUCUCGCCUCAUUUACUACAUGAACGAGGAAUCUGAGAGCACUUACCAUAACCUGAACACUCAGGCCAAGAUCCCGGGUCAGCAGGGCCAGCCAGUCCAUUUGGCUCAAGCCAGUUUUCAGCUUGAGGCUUUUGGAUCCAGAUUCAUACUAGACCUCAUAUUAAACAAUGACCUACUAUCCUCUGAUUAUGUGGAGAUUCACUAUGAGGAAGGAAAACCCAUCACGUCUAAGGGUGGAGAGCACUGUUAUUAUCAUGGCCAGGUGAGAGGGAAUGAGGCAUCUCGUGUAGCCCUGUCAACCUGUGACGGAUUGCACGGCAUGUUUGAUGAUGGUGUUUAUGCAUAUUUCAUUGAGCCUUUGAAGCACUCAAUUGAUGGAGCGGCUAGACCCCACAAACUGCACAGGGCACCCAGCUUUCUAAGCUUUCAGCACCUCAAGGAUGCAGAUGAGGAGGACCAGCUGGAUGACAUGGCUUGGCUGCGACGCAGGAAAAAGCGUGCUAUGCCAAGGAAUGUGUUUGAGGAGAUGAAGUAUAUCGAGCUCAUGAUUGUCAGCGACCACAAUAUGUUUAAAAGACAUAAGACCAAGCAGCAAAUGCGCAACUUUGCAAAGUCUGUGGUCAAUCUGGUGGAUGGUGUCUUUAUAGAACAAUUGAACACACGUGUGGUCCUGGUUGGUAUGGAAGUAUGGACAGAUAAGGACCGUAUGCCAAUCACUGUGUUGCCUCUGGACAUGCUGCGAGACUUCUCCAAAUACCGACAGCAGCACAUAAAACAGCAUGCAGAUGUAGUGCACUUGUUCUCUAAUGUGACGUUUCACUACCGUCAGAGCAGCGCUGCGUUCUUCGGGGGCAUGUGUUCACUUAGCCGUGGGGUCGGAGUCAACGAGUAUGGAUCUGCAUGGACUGUAGCUGUCGCACUGUCCCAGAGUCUGUCUCAGAACUUAGGCAUUCAAUGGGAUCCUGUAAACACCAAGAAUAAGGAGUGUGGCUGUGUUGAUUCAUGGGUGGGUUGCAUCAUGGAGGACACAGGAGUGCAGCACCCACGAAGGUUUUCUAAGUGUAGUAUUUCAGACUAUAAAGAGUUCCUUCUGAAAGGUGGAGGAUCAUGCCUCUUCAACAGGCCCAACAAGCUCUUCGAGGCGACAGAAUGUGGGAAUGGCUAUGUGGAGGUGGGAGAGGAGUGUGACUGCGGCGUAAGAGCUGACUGCUAUAAAGAAUGCUGCAAGAAGUGUUCUUUGUCCAACGGAGCGCACUGUAGUGACGGGCCUUGCUGCAACAGCACCUGUCUGUUUUACCCAAGAGGCUUCAGCUGCCGCUAUGCAGUGAAUGACUGUGAUAUUUCAGAGACCUGCUCAGGAGACUCUGGACAGUGCCCUCCUAACCUCCACAAACAGGAUGGCUCAUUAUGUCAUCUUGACCAGGGACGCUGCUAUAGUGGAGAGUGUAAGACCAGAGAAAGCCAAUGCAAAUACUUAUGGGGUCCAAAGUCUGGAGGGUCAGAGAAGUUCUGCUAUGAGAAGUUGAACACAGAAGGAUCCGAAAAAGGGAACUGUGGAGAAGAUGCAGGGAAAUGGAUCCAGUGUGGAAAGCACGAUGUAUUCUGUGGGUAUCUGCUAUGUACUAAUGUUGGACCAGUGCCCCGCAUUGGAAGAGUAAGGGGAGAGAUCACAUCCACAUCCUUUAACCACCAGGGCCGACUGAUUGAAUGCAGUGGUGGUCACGUGUUCUUGGAUGACCAAACUGAUCUGGGUUACGUGGAGGAUGGGAUGCCAUGUGGGCCGUCCAUGAUGUGCCUUGACCGUAAGUGUCUGCCCAUCCAAUACUUCAACAUGAGUGCCUGUCCUACCGGGCCCAACGGCCGCAUCUGCUCAAACCAUGGGGUUUGCAAUAACGAGGCGACGUGUACGUGUGAUGUGACGUGGGCGGGGACUGACUGCAGCAUCCCCGACCCCCCUAAAGAGCCUCCUUCCAGUGAAGAUGAUGAACCACGGGCAAAUGUGGCCACUAACAGGCUGAUAGGGGCUCUAGCAGGGACUGUUCUGGCCCUGGGGGUUCUGUUUGGAGGAACUGGGUGGGGACUUGAAAACGUCAAAAAGCGAAGGUACGACCCAAAUGCUGCAGCCAUCUAGUGGAGAAGAUGGACGGUGAGCCUCCGAAGCUUCUUAAGUAAUCUACAGCUGGACUACAAUUUUUGCUGCUCUUUCUGGCAUUAGUUAAAAAGUAUAAAAUAAAAAUAUGAUAUACAGUAGAUGACAAACCACAUAUUGGUUAUGUAGAACUGCAGCUUCUCAGCUCUGCCCUAUUUUAAAUCCCAAGCUCACUGAGAUGGUUUACUUUCCAGGCCUCAUAUUUCAUAACGACCAAUCCCACACUUAUCAUCUCACCAAACCGCAGAGCACCAGCUACUCUGACACCCUGGCCAAAGGGCUGCAUGGCUAUCUAUGCUUACUGAUACCUCCCUCAGAAAGGGAAAGGAGAAAAUGACCUUUCACACUUAUAGGAGAACAAAUAUGCCAUUAUUCUGCUCACUCCACUGCAGUUUCUCUGGGACAGAUUGUAAAUCACCACAGACUGCGACUUCCUCAGAGGUUUGUUACAUCAAGUUGAACCCAGCUGCAUAUAGGCCUUAACAUAUUACACAUAUCAUAAUGAGACAUGGAGUAGACGGGACUGUACUGCUGCACAGGCAGAGAAUGAGUUAAGGUGCUGAUCUGUAAGAUCAUUUUACGCUGACUGUUUCAGCAUUAUGUUUUUGAUGCUUUUGAUAGAGCAUGUUGUAUCGUAGGCAUAGUUUGAAACAGUCAUACAAGCAAUUUUGCUCUUUCAUGUUCAACACAAAUGUAUAACUAUAGUUUUAAAUCUCCUCAGAAUAAGAUGUGCUGUAUACAAAUAUCUAUCAGGUGAGGGAUUGCCGAAGGCAUCAAGCUGGAUAAGCUGAUAAGAUACCGCUUGAAGUUGUCGAGUUUGAUCUUGACAGUGACCUAAAGCCAAAGAAAUAUUUGCAGGCAUUUGGGGUGUCUAAUAGAGAACACCUUUCCCCUUGUAAUAUGUAGUGUUAGACAAGGAAGAGGCUUAUUGGCUUAGGAGCCAGUUAAACAAAGAAAAACAAAUCACUGACAUUUUGCCAGAUGAUAUUCUAGGCAGAUGUCAAGUAACGGUAAUUCAAAAUAGGAAUAAUAUAAUGUAUAAGCUUGAAGAUCUUUCAAACUCCUCCGUUUCUGAAUCAAUUAGUCUAAACUGCUGAGUAGUGAAAAUGUAGAAAAUUACAAGACCUGUCAUAUUUGACUUGAAUUUGAAUGCUGCUAAACAGUUUGGUUCCCUGGAAGACUGAAAAUCUUUAUAGACAUUAUACAGACACAUACAUGUUUCACUCUGACCUUAGAUAAGGUCUUGUACCAAUUAUGUGGCACUUCAUUUAGCUCUCUCUGCUAAGGCUGUAGGGUGUAAUCGCUUUGCUGCAUGCAUUCACAAUAGUUGACUAUGUACAGCCGUCCCCAAACCACUAAGAAACUUAUGCUACAGAAGGAUGUGUGUGCAUGUCAGCUACAGAACAUCUAACUUUUAUUUACUAUGCAAAAAAAAAAAAUCUUGCACAAAAUCUCUUUUAAAGAGUUAUUGGAUGUGAUCAUAAACUCAAUGCCAUUAUAUACAAAAAAGAUUGCCAUCAAGGCCAUCUUCUUCUUCUUUUUUUUUAAUAUUAGCCAAUCUAUUAAAUGCAUUGUUGUGCUUCAUACUAAAGAAGAAUGUUUGACAGAAUUCAUGUGGGUGUGGAAUGAAUGUGUUUUAAUUUAACGAGAGUGAAUGUAUUGUGUCGGGUUUUGAAUAAAUCCGCUGAUUAUUUCCUUGUCUGAUAUUUCAGGUGAGGUUUUAAGAUCUCACUUUUUAAAAAUGUAAUGCUUUAUUUUUCAUUAAUUACUGACUAGUCCUCAGUUGUGAGCAGAGGGCAAACACACUUACCACCUUUACUCACAGUACAUGUACAGAAGUUCAAUCAAAUUAAAAGAAAAGAUCAAUAAACUUAAAAUGUUUUCAAUUUCAA
Molecule: messenger RNA, 4429 nt
Organism: Hemibagrus wyckioides
Lineage: Eukaryota; Metazoa; Chordata; Actinopteri; Siluriformes; Bagridae
Gene: adam23b
Product: disintegrin and metalloproteinase domain-containing protein 23
Exons: 26
Coding region: 198-2519 (773 amino acids)
Biological process (GO): proteolysis
Cellular component (GO): presynaptic membrane
Molecular function (GO): metalloendopeptidase activity
Source: RefSeq, a predicted model, not a curated record